Molecule: messenger RNA, 312 nt
Organism: Microsporum canis CBS 113480
Lineage: Eukaryota; Fungi; Ascomycota; Eurotiomycetes; Onygenales; Arthrodermataceae
Exons: 5
Coding region: 1-312 (103 amino acids)
Source: RefSeq, a predicted model, not a curated record
AUGUCCAAGGAAGAGAAGAAGCCGGUCCAAGUCGACGAUGACGAGCCUGAUGACUGGAGACCAGGGACAAGAGAAUAUUCAGCACCGGCUGCGCAGCAUCUGACGGAGACCAGCCGAGCAACUGAAGAUGAACGACUGUUACUACGAGAAGAGAGACUGGAGAGCAUGCAGCAAAGAGGUCGCCGAGAUGCUUCUCAACCCGUAGAAGCUGGAUUAUACACUUAUAUCUAUAUACUUGUACCUAUGGAGGCCUUUAGGGAGUGUUGGAAACGCCACGGAAACAACGAGAGAACAGAGACUCGAGAUAACUAG